AUGGAAGUAACAGUGGCUGGUUGGGUAGCAGUGAUUAUUGUUUCUAUAAGCAUAGUAGUAAGGUCCGCAUGGAGCGUGCUAGAUUGGUUGUGGCUUAAGCCGAAGAGGCUAGAAAGAUGUUUGAGGGAGCAAGGUCUUCAAGGCAAUUCAUACAGACUCUUGUGUGGAGACACUAAGGAGGACUCUAUCAUGCGCACAAAAGCAAGAUCCAAAACCAUGAAUCUCUCCGACUCCCAUGAUAUAGGACCUCAAGUCGACUCAUUUGUCGAUAAAACAGUGAAAACCUAUGGAAAGAACUCUUUUGUUUGGAUUGGCCCUGUACCAAGGGUGAACAUAAUGAGUCCCAAAGAUCUGAGAGAAGUCUUUACAAGACACGAUGAAUUUUGUAGGCCGGUAACCAACCCACUUGCUUUGUUGCUCACAUCAGGGCUAUUUUUCUGGGAAGGUGAAAAAUGGAAAAAACACAGAAGAAUUAUCAACCCAACAUUCCAUUCCGAGAAGCUAAAGCUCAUGGUACCAGCAUUUCACCAGUGUUUCGAUGAGAUGAUGAAGGAGUGGGAAAGCUUAGUGUCCAAAGAGGGUUCAUCUACCGCGUUGGAUGUAUGGCCUUCUCUUCAGAAUAUGACAGCGAAUGCGAUUUCUAGAACAGCAUUUGGAACCAGCUACCAAGAAGGAAUGAAAAUGUUUGAACUCUUAAAGGAACAAGCAAUACAUGUAUCAAAAGCCUUGCAUGGUAUUUACAUUCCAGGAUGGAGGUUUCUGCCAACUAAGACGAACAUGAAGAUCAACGAGAUUAACAGAGAAAUAUACGGUAUUCUCAGGAGUAUUAUCGAGAAAAGAGAGCAGAUCAUGAAGGCAGGUGAAGCUACUCAAGAUGACUUGUUAGGUGCACUUUUAGAGUCAAACCAGAACCACAUUCAGGAAUAUGGGAAGAACAACAAGAAUGUUGGGAUGAGUAUUAAAGAUGUAAUUGAGGAGUGUAAGUUGUUUUACUUUGCUGGGCAAGAGACCACUUCAGUGUUGUUGGUUUGGACAAUGGUUUUGCUUAGUCAAAAUCUGAAUUGGCAGGAUCGAGCAAGAGAAGAAGUUUUGCAAGUCUUUGGGAGCAACAAGCCAGACUUUAACGGCUUAACUCAUUUAAAAGUGGUAACUAUGAUCUUAUUUGAAGUUCUUCGAUUAUACCCACCAAUUGUUGAACAUAACCGAACCAUUCCGAAGAAAACUCAACUAGGAAAGUACUCACUACCGGCAGGAGUCGAAGUCCGAUUACCGUCACUGCUCAUUCACCAUGAUAAUGAAUUGUGGGGUGAUGACGCAAAUGAGUUCAAGCCCGAUAGAUUUGCGGAAGGAGUUUCCGAGGCAACAAAGAACCAACUCUCAUUCUUCCCGUUCGGUGCCGGUCCUCGGAUUUGCAUUGGACAAAAUUUUGCCAUGGUAGAAGCCAAAUUGGCCUUAGCAUUUAUUCUGCAACAAUUUACAUUUGAGCUUUCUCCAUCUUAUGCUCACGCUCCUCUAUAUCUUAUAACCCUUCAACCACAAUAUGGAGCUCCUAUCAUUUUACAUCGACGUUAACU
Molecule: messenger RNA, 1574 nt
Organism: Argentina anserina (silverweed cinquefoil)
Lineage: Eukaryota; Viridiplantae; Streptophyta; Magnoliopsida; Rosales; Rosaceae
Product: cytochrome P450 72A397-like
Exons: 5
Coding region: 1-1572 (523 amino acids)
Molecular function (GO): oxidoreductase activity, acting on paired donors, with incorporation or reduction of molecular oxygen; monooxygenase activity; heme binding
Source: RefSeq, a predicted model, not a curated record